Symbiodinium natans is the source of this 1818-nucleotide messenger RNA. The record is from the annotation of a GenBank genome assembly. Lineage: Eukaryota; Dinophyceae; Suessiales; Symbiodiniaceae.
AUGCCGCAAGCUGGACAAGCUCGUCGUGAUGUCUGGAGGCGCACAGAAGCCUUGGUGUUGGCCUGCGCGGCCCUUGGCGCCGGCCUGGCAUCCUCAGGGGCACCUUUAUGGUUCCAGCAGAGCACCGCGAAGAAGCUCCGGCAUCGACCCAAGGAGGAAAUGCUUCUGCAUAGCCUUGCAGAGAUGCUCAUGCCGGAGGAGCCAGCUGAAGACCUCGUCCGUGAGUUUUCGGCACAGUCUGAGGUGAGUGAACCAAGAGCACUCCCCCCUGCGCUGGCAACGUAUGGUGUGCUUGAGGACAAGGACGCAGCGCUUUUCGUUGACUAUGAUGGUUCUCCUUCACACCUGCAGCCUGCGGGGAAGGCCGCCGACGUUGCGAAGACAGAGGCUCUUCUGCGCCUCGCACCACCAGGAUCCUACGUGGUGCGCGUGGCCCAUGAGCAGAGAGGCUUGAAAGUGGAGGGCAAUUGCCUGGAGGUGGUCGUGGAGCCCUGGCAGCUGGGGGAUGAAUCGGGCGUCAAGAAGGCGCUGCGCCGAACCGCUGAUGCCCUCCUCCAACAUCUUCCGCUGAGACGCGACGUGCAGCAGACACUGCUCUGCUUCCCAGCGGAUGGUGACGCCUUGGCUGAGGUUGGCAUGAGCAAGGAGAAGUGGGCAAGGAUCCUCCAGGAGCAUCCGCACAUCGUGGGCUACAACCUCUCCGUAGGGAACCUGGCAUCUUCGGUGGAAGAGCUAGGUCUAUCACCUCUGCAUCUUGCCAGGAUCAUCGCAAGGCGGCAGCAAUUCCUUGGCCUUGGCCAAAGCAGCGAUCUGCAAUCCAUGGUCUCGGAGCUUGGAGAGAUGGGUUUCAGCCAACAUGACAUCAUCAGGACUUUUAAGAGGUGGCCUUCCAACUUGAACGUCGGCUCCUCCUUCUCUUUCAAGCCGCACGCGGACUUCUUGUCAGAGGUCGGCCUGAGCAACGGUCAGUGGAUCAGAGUGCUGAGCGCACACCCGGGUUUGCUGUCCAUGGACAUCGACGCGAAGCUGCGGCCCGUGGUCAACUUCCUCCAGGAGCAGGGCCUCAAUCCUUCUCGCGUGGUGGGCGUGAUCACCGCCUUCCCACGGGUCUUCGACUACAUCUCCGUAGUCAACGAGAAUCCUUGGGGAGAUGUCCUCCGCGAAGGAGGUCUAAGCCAGGAGCAAGUGGCCAGGGUCUUCGCCAAGUUCCCUGCGAUUUUCAGCUUGAGCGCCGAGGCGCUACAGGCCCGCAUCGACAUGCUCCAGAAAGUUCUCCAUGCAGACAAGGAUGCUGAGGAUGCACUGACCAGAACCAUCUGCAAUUAUCCGCACGUGCUCGACUUCAGCGAGGACCAGGUCGAGUCUACGCUGGGUUGGUUAAGGCGGUUCGGCUUCAGGGAGGCAGACAGCGCGAAGGUGGUGCAAGCUGCUCCAUCCGUGCUAGGCCGCUCGGUGGACCGCCUGCAAUCGACAGUCAGAUGCCUGAAAGAGGUCGGCCUCAGCAAAGACGAGGUUGCCGGUGUCCUCUCGAGCUGCCCGCAAGCCUUGGCAGUCAAUGCGAAGAGCAUCCUACAGCCGAAAAUGGAACUUCUCCUCCAGUACUUCUCCAAAGAGGAUUUGCUACAACGGCUGCAUCGGAGCCCAAAACUCCUCUACUACGCCUACGACCGGCUGGCAGUCCGCCUCAGGGACCUGAAGAAAAGAGAGCUCCUUGAGGCCGGCUCCUACAUCAUGUCCAUGUCGGACAGCGCCUUCGGCCGGUGGGUAGAUGCAAAGGCACAAGAAGAUGAAAAGGCACCUGAAGCCGUUUUUUCGUAA